AUGACAACCAAUUGUACCUCUCAUCACACCUUGCCUCUUGUUAUGGCUUCAUCAGGGGACCAUCUUUUGUGGAGUCAAGAAGAUAUCUGGGUUGGCAAGAUUCUUCCCUAUUUGGGGAUGGGGCAGUUUGCUUUUGUUGGAUGCAUCAACAAGCACAUGAACAAACUUUACCGGGAAUAUUGCAUCUCUGUUGAGGAUCCUCCAGUUAUCCCAAAAACCCAUUAUUAUGAUAGCUUUCGCUUAGCAACAAGCAAUGAUACCUUCUUCAGUGCAGCAUUCUACAAUGUGGCGUGUGCUGAGUACUGGUAUGCAUCCAAACAUGAUCUUGCAGGUUUCACAGCAAUUCCCAAGGUUGGGAAUCUUGCUGUCAUGCAGUGGGUCUACAAGAAGGGCUUUUCAUUGUCUAAACAUGAUUGUUCUUCGGCUGCCAGACAUGGACACUUGCAUGUUUUGCAAUGGCUACAGGCAAAUGGAUGCCCAUGUGAUUCAUACACUUGUGCACAGGCUGCUGAAGGUGGCCAUUUAGAAGUUUUGAAAUGGACCAGAGCCAAUGAUUGUCCUUGGCGUGAUGAUACCUGUUUGGGUGCAGCCAAAGGUGGCCAUCUGGAAGUCCAAAAUGGGCCAGAGCAAAUGGAUGCCCAUGGGCCAGAGCCAAUGGAUGUCCAUGGGAUGAAGAAACCUUUGCCAGUGCCAAGAGAAAUGGCCACUUGGAAGUGGCACGGUGGGCUUUUGACAAUGGCUGCCUUGGUUCUAUGGAAGAAGAGGAAACAGCAGCCAACACAGUUGCUUCUGCUAGUUCCGCCCCAUCCCGAAAAGGAAGAUGCCAGCAACUAUUUUAAUUUCUGGCUACCUGUAUUUGUCCUGCUGUGCAUGGUUCAGGGCCGCGCUGAUUAG
Messenger RNA from Seminavis robusta, 894 nucleotides. The record is from the annotation of a GenBank genome assembly. NCBI's taxonomy places the organism in Eukaryota, Bacillariophyta, Bacillariophyceae, Naviculales, Naviculaceae.